UUUUUUUUUGUAUGUGGGUUUAUCUCUGAUCUAAAUACAAUGAAUUGGCCUACCAAAAAAAAAACCAAGAAAAAAGGGAAUGUAAAAGAAGUAGACCAAAAAAAAUUUCAAAUGCGAUGCAUGUGAGAUAGUUGAAAGAACUGAGAAAAGUCUGCCAGAGACUUUCGGUCUCAGCAGCUAUUAUUUUGUCUCCUAGCUGCCUAAAGAACCACUCUUUCUCUCUCUUUACCAAAUCCUCUGCUCAAAUCAAAAUUAGGGUUUUGAAGUUGACGGCGAGAAGAUGAGUGCUUCAAGGUUUAUAAAAUGUGUCACCGUCGGUGACGGCGCCGUCGGCAAGACUUGUCUUCUCAUCUCCUACACCAGCAACACUUUCCCUACUGAUUAUGUGCCAACGGUGUUUGAUAAUUUCAGCGCCAAUGUUAUUGUCGAUGGGAACACCAUCAACUUAGGAUUGUGGGACACUGCAGGACAAGAGGACUAUAAUAGACUAAGACCGUUGAGCUAUCGCGGUGCUGAUGUGUUCUUGCUUGCGUUCUCUCUCGUCAGCAAAGCUAGCUACGAAAAUGUUUCUAAAAAGUGGGUUCCUGAACUGAGACAUUAUGCUCCCGGUGUUCCCAUCAUCCUUGUUGGAACAAAGCUCGAUCUACGAGAUGAUAAACAGUACUUUCUUGAGCACCCUGGAGCUGCUGUGCCUAUAUCUACUUCCCAGGGUGAAGAGCUAAAGAAGCUUGUUGGGGCUUCUGCUUAUAUAGAAUGCAGUGCAAAGACACAACAGAAUGUAAAAGCUGUCUUUGAUGCGGCUAUCAAAGUAGUUCUCCAGCCACCCAAAAACAAGAAGAGGAAGAAGAGAAAAACUCAGAAAGGCUGUUCUAUAUUGUGAUUCUAGAGAAGAAGAUUCUAGAGAAGGAUAGUUUACUAAUCCUUGUUGCCGAGUGCGCAGACACAUUUCUCUCAUUUCCAUAUAACAGGAAGCUGUUGCUUGUACUUUGUAGUCUUUAAAACUGACAUAUCAGAAGAACUCAUUGGUCAAGUGUUGAAACUUUUGGGUUGUAUUCUUGUUUGCGCUCCGAAUCUGUAUAUAUAUAUAUGAAUCCUACGUUUGCUUUC
This is a messenger RNA of Eutrema salsugineum, 1107 nucleotides long. RefSeq names its product rac-like GTP-binding protein ARAC3. The coding region runs from base 281 to 880 and encodes 199 amino acids. Gene Ontology annotation, cellular component: cell cortex; cytoplasmic vesicle; cytoskeleton. The transcript is spliced from 7 exons. Gene Ontology annotation, molecular function: GTPase activity; protein kinase binding; GTP binding. Gene Ontology annotation, biological process: actin filament organization; regulation of actin cytoskeleton organization; small GTPase-mediated signal transduction. NCBI's taxonomy places the organism in Eukaryota, Viridiplantae, Streptophyta, Magnoliopsida, Brassicales, Brassicaceae. The record is from RefSeq and is a predicted model, not a curated record.